Paracoccidioides brasiliensis Pb18 is the source of this 438-nucleotide messenger RNA. RefSeq lists its product as uncharacterized. Bases 1 to 438 code for a protein of 145 amino acids. The record is from RefSeq and is a predicted model, not a curated record. The transcript is spliced from 2 exons.
AUGAACAAAUUGCAGAAACCUUGCCCGAAUAUUUCCCGGUCAGGUGACAUAACUGCCUCCUCGGCCCGUUCUGGUGUCGUGACUGCCGAGCUGUUUGACGCCGAGACGCCAAACGAGUCAAGGACUCGAGAACUCAAGUCACUGCAACAAACCGCCCCAGUUAACAUCUCGUUGGCUCGUCUGUUGAACCAAGGCCCAUCCGGCCCCAAACAGAUAGAGCCUUCGGUAUUUAAACCUUUCAAACCGAAACGUGGAAACACUGGCAAAAAUAGGGGCAAAUAUGCCGAUCUGACCCCGUAUCAAUGGUACGGGGAGACGUCAGCCGCCCCGGUGACUUUCUACAGGAGCCAGGGGGGGUCCUUGUACCCGAUGGGCAUAGGCAUGGCUGGGCAGUUUGAGGCAAUAACAAGGGCUUUGGCCUAUGGUUAUCGGCUGUAA